AUGAAGUCUUUGAAUUUCCUACUCCUAGCUGCGCUGCCAAAUAUGGUGAAUGCGGAUGGACUCGUAGCCAGACGUAGGGGCGCAGAGUUCAACAUACACGUCCGUCAUGAAGACGAUACCUCACACCAGGCCGAAAGGCUCUCUAAGAGAGCUUCUUGCGGCAAAGGUACCGGCUCUUGUCCCAAGGGACAGUGCUGCUCUGAAUCUGGUCAGUGUGGUACUACAUCUGCUUACUGCACUUCACCACAAUGUCAGAUGGCUUAUAGCAAUGGCAACUGUGAUGGCAGAAACCAAAGGGAGAAACUACAGCAAAUAUACCCAGAUCGACUUCUGGCAAAGCUCCAUACGGCAAACAAGUACAUCACCACAUGCACUACCCCUGGGAUUGUGGCACUCACUUUUGACGAUGGUCCUUACAAGUAUACCAAUCAAGUCCUGGAUGUUCUCAAGAAGCACAACAUCAAGGCAACAUUCUUCAUCACUGGUAACAAUCUAGGAAAAGGUCAGAUCGAUGACCCUUCCAAGCCCUGGCCCAAGAUCCUACGUCGCAUGCACUCUGAAGGCCACCAGCUCGCCUCUCACAGUUGGUCACAUGAGGAUCUCUCAGCUUCAUCUACUGAGAUCCGUAAACAGCAGAUCAUCUACAAUGAGAUGGCCUUCCGUAACGUCCUUGGCUUCUUCCCCAAGUACCUACGUCCCCCUUAUGGAACCUGCUCGCGAGUUUCUGGUUGUCUAGACUACGUGACCAAGCUCGGUUACCACGUCGUAAACUGGAACAUUGAUACAAAGGAUUACUUGAACGACUCGCCGAGCAAGAUUCAGACCAGCAAGAAUACUUUCUCGGACGGUGUCUCUGCUCAGUCACAGUCCAAUAGUUACAUCGAGUUGAGUCAUGAUACACAUGAGCAGACAGCUUAUAACCUGACUGAAUUCAUGAUCAAGACUCUCAAAACUAGAGGAUACCGUGCUGUUCCUGUCGGAGAGUGUCUUGGGGAUGCCCGCAAGAAUUGGUAUGUUGAUGCCAAAGGCACAAAGUCUGGUAGGUCAAUCCAAGGAAGAGGCAGUUACGAUCCUCCCCCUACUUCUCCCGCAACUACCAAAGAUGGUACUUGUGGCACUAAGAACGGCCUCAAGUGCACAGGAUCCAAAUGGGGAAACUGCUGCUCAUUCUACAACUUCUGUGGCUCGACAUCAGGCUACUGUGAUGGCGGAUGUCAGUCCAAAUACGGAGAGUGUAACAAGAUAAAGCCAGACAGUAAGCUUAUUGUCUCGGAUAACGGACUCUGCGGCGAGAAGUACCACCAGACCUGCAAGGGAUCUCGUUAUGGCAACUGCUGCUCUAAAUACGGCAACUGUGGUAAGACGAGCGAAUACUGCGGAAACGGGUGCCAGAGUGGCUUCGGGACCUGUCCAUACUCCUGA
Molecule: messenger RNA, 1422 nt
Organism: Fusarium poae
Lineage: Eukaryota; Fungi; Ascomycota; Sordariomycetes; Hypocreales; Nectriaceae
Exons: 6
Coding region: 1-1422 (473 amino acids)
Biological process (GO): carbohydrate metabolic process
Molecular function (GO): hydrolase activity, acting on carbon-nitrogen (but not peptide) bonds; chitin binding
Source: RefSeq, a predicted model, not a curated record